Molecule: messenger RNA, 611 nt
Organism: Pieris rapae (cabbage white)
Lineage: Eukaryota; Metazoa; Arthropoda; Insecta; Lepidoptera; Pieridae
Gene: RpS10b
Product: 40S ribosomal protein S10
Exons: 4
Coding region: 105-584 (159 amino acids)
Cellular component (GO): cytosolic small ribosomal subunit
Molecular function (GO): RNA binding; structural constituent of ribosome
Source: RefSeq, a predicted model, not a curated record
UUGAUGUCAGUAUUAGUAAUAUUGUCAAAAAUGUAUGGUAUUGAAAACUAAACAUCUGUCACACUCUUUUACUUGUCAAAAGUUGCGGAAGGUAGUGGUUCAAGAUGUUGAUGCCAAAACAAAACCGUGUCUCCAUUUACGAGUACCUUUUUAAAGAGGGUGUUAUGGUGGCCAAAAAAGACUACCAUGCCCCCAAACACCCGGAUCUAGAAAAGAUUCCAAACCUCCAAGUUAUCAAAGCUAUGCAAUCCUUAAAAUCAAGAGGUUAUGUUAAGGAACAAUUUGCAUGGAGGCAUUUUUAUUGGUACUUGACCAAUGAAGGUAUUGAGUACCUUAGGAUUUUCCUUCAUCUGCCACCUGAAAUUGUGCCAGCUACCCUUAAGAGAUCAGUAAGAACUGAAACAGUCCGGCGUGGAGCCGUGGGCCGUCCUGAUGCUCCUGCUAGAUCUGCAGAAGACAGAUCAGCAUACCGUCGUGCACCAACCACACCUGGUGCACCUCAUGAUAAGAAAGCUGAUGUUGGACCUGGCACAGCAGACCUUGAAUUUAGAGGAGGAUAUGGACGCGGCAGGCCUACAUCCUAAAUUAAGUUAAAUAAAAAUAUAACCUAA